UGAUGGGCCAACUCAACGCCCGUCGGCGCUAUGACAAACAGCAGACUACUGUGUACAGACGAACCGACACCGACAUUGCAGUUGCAUAGUACAUGACAUUACAUCAGAAGCCAUAUUUGUUACGUAUAGUGUUACACAUCGGUACGCCUUCGUGAUGGCUGUCAAAGCCUCAAUCCUUGUCGCCAGUGCUAUUGCGACACUGGCACGGGCAGCGCAGCCCGGAGCUGCAUCUCCCAUCGCCGCGCCUAUGCGAGACCUCGUCUGGGGCAAGCUCAACUUCCUCCACACGACAGACACCCACGGCUGGCAUGGCGGUCAUCUUCAAGAAGCACAGUAUUCGGCGGACUGGGGUGAUUACAUAUCCUUUGCCGAACAUCUCCGCGAAGAAGCAGAUGGGCAGGGCGUUGAUCUGCUCCUUGUCGACACCGGCGAUCGCGUCGAAGGAAAUGGACUCUACGACGCCUCGAAUCCCAAGGGGAAAUACUACUAUGACAUAUACCGCGAGCAGGACGUUGACAUCAUAUGCACGGGGAACCACGAGCUGUAUCAUGCCUCGACUGCCGAUGGAGAACACCUGCGGACCGUCCCGAACUUCCAGGACAAGUACGUUGCGUCCAAUCUGGACUACAUCGACCCUAAGACGGGACUGCAGAUCCCCAUGGCGCAGCGGUACCGCAAGUUCCAGACCAAGAACCAGAAGCUGACUAUUGUCGCCAUGGGUUUUCUUUUCGACUUUACCGGAAAUGCCAAUAACACAGUGGUACAGCCCGUGAGGGAGACCAUCAAGGAGCAAUGGUUCCAGGACGCCAUCCGGGAGAACCCCGAUGUGUUUGUGGUGAUUGGUCACGUCGGCGUGAAGAUGCCCGAGUUCAAGGAGAUCUUUACAGCCAUUCGUAAGCAGAAUCGAUUAACGCCCAUCCUGUUCUUCGGCGGCCAUGUGCACGUGCGUGACGCGACGGCGUAUGACUCCAGAUCGUUCGCUAUCGCCAGCGGCCGUUACUUUGAAACGAUCGGCUGGAUGUCGGUGGACGGUGACCUGAAGAGGACAACCAAAGAUGUCGUCGCUGCUGCUGUCAAUGACGACGAGCCGCCUUCGACUGAGGCCGCGGAAUUCUCGUUCCACCGUAGGUACAUCGACAACAACCUACUGGGCCUCUACUAUCACACCGGGUUGAACAAGUCCACAUUUCCUACAGACCACGGCCGAAAUGUAUCACAAAUGAUCGCCCAGGCCCGCAAGGAUCUCGAUCUGGACUACACGUUCGGCUGUGCACCAAAGAACCUGUGGAUGACGAGGGCGCCCUAUCCCUCCGAGGACAGCAUCUACACGUGGCUCGAGAAGGAGGUUCUUCCAGAGAUCGCCAUCAACGACGACAGGAAAGAUGUCCCUCGUCUGGUUAUCAUGAACACCGGUGCCAUCCGCUUCGAUGUCUUCAAGGGCAAAUUUACCAGAGAUACAACGUAUAUCAUCUCGCCCUUCCUCAGCGUCCUCAACUACAUCCCCGACGUCCCUUACGAGGUUGCCAGUAAAGUUAUCGGCUUACUCAACAACGCUGGGCGGAUCAUGGAGGAGCAUGCUCCUAUGGAUGCUCGAUUUAUGGCCAUCCCGGAGCAGUUUGCCAUCACACAGGACAUUAUUCAUGAGAAGCCAAUGCCUUCCUUCGCGACUGAGGGUCUUGUGGACGGGCAAAAGCCCCUGUCGGGUGAUGGCGCCUCUAAGAAGGAGCCCGUUUUGAUCGAAGGCUAUACGACAAAGGAUGAUAUUGGUGACGAUGGCGAUGAUGCUAUCCACUCUGCCAUUAACUUCUAUGUCGUGCCUAACUGCAUCCAGGCCGAAGUUGGGUUCUCGCCCAAGGAGGAGGGCGAGAAGCCUGAAAAGGUUGAUCUCGUGUUCUUUGAUUUCAUUCAACCAUGGGUCAUGGUUGCGCUGAAGAUCUCCGGAGGCGACUACACUAAUGAUGAUGCCAAGAGAUAUGUCAAUGGGACCUUUACGGAAUUGAUGGCGGGCUGGAUUAAGGAGAACUGGCCUGCUAACUGUUAGGCACAACAGCCAUGUUGUUCAUAUAAUCUCGCUGGCACGGGAAACUGAAGGCACGGCGGCCUGAGACGGGGCUCGGUCAUGCGGUACGGGAUGUGUUACAUUGGCGUCUAUUUCUUGAUGACCUGGCUGGAUUGAGGGAUCAAAUAUGAAUUAUGAACGGGAUAAUGAUUUCAGACUGUAAAUAACAAUGGUAACAUAGCGAGUACUGUGCGCAAAACGAAUAUAAACCCAGCACUUGAGCUGAACCUGGUUGUCGAACCCGCCAAAG
Neurospora crassa OR74A is the source of this 2309-nucleotide messenger RNA. RefSeq names its product Ser/Thr protein phosphatase. Gene Ontology annotation, cellular component: cytosol. The record is from RefSeq and is a predicted model, not a curated record. Gene Ontology annotation, molecular function: hydrolase activity. Lineage: Eukaryota; Fungi; Ascomycota; Sordariomycetes; Sordariales; Sordariaceae. The coding region runs from base 155 to 2041 and encodes 628 amino acids. The transcript has a single exon. Gene Ontology annotation, biological process: nucleotide catabolic process.